GCGCCUAGAGAAUGGGUAUCAAUCUCUUUCUCUGUAAAAACAUGUGAGGGAUUUUUGUGUGUGCCACAUUAGCAUACCCAGUGGCUGACACCCCGCUGUAUUUUCAGACGUCUGGUAAUUGCAGCCUCUCCCUGUGUCAGGCACACCCAGGCUGUCUUCUCCCGUUCUGGAACACAGUGCUUCUCACAGAAAUCUGUCAGCAAAAAAAGAUUUUGCUACCGGAGCCCACUGCAAGUAUACUAACUACUCCAAAUGGCGGCUUCCCCCCAUUCCUAUGAAUCGUCUCCAUGGAAACCAGGUAGCCUAAGCGGCAAAAUUAAUUCCUUUUCCAGCCCUCCUCCAUCAGAGACUUACACAACAGUGUCCUGUACUACUGAUAUCAUCUACUCUAAAAGCUUUGAAGAGACUUUUACUUCAAAACUCAAAAUAACAUCUGAUACCCAGCCGGCACAUUUUUCGGAAGAAGAUGGAGAGGCCAAGAUGAAUUCAACACUGACCUCCAUCAGGGACAAGAUGAAAUACCUGGAAAAGCAGCGUGAGAUUUUGGAGGACCGCUGGUCUAUGCUGCAGGUAGAAGAUAAUUCCGAAAAAGACUUGGAACCUAUUUACCUGUCAUACAUAAGUCGUCUCAUCGCACAGGUCAACAGUGUAAACAAGAAAAACCACCAUACGCAGAGGAGCCUGCUGGACAUGAUGGAUUCAGUCAAUGAUAGACAAAGCAAGUAUGAAGAUGAGCAGAAUCUACGCACAGACAUGGAAUACGCCUUCGUGCAUCUGAAAAAGGACGUGGACACCUGCAGUUUGGACCGCACGGAACUGGAAUUCAAACAGCGGGAGAUGAAAGGGAUAAUUGAGCUGAUGAAAUCUGUCUAUGAGCAGGAACUAAAAGAAGUGAUGGAGGAAUCUGAGGACAUAUCAGUGUAUCUGAACAUGGACCAAGGCUGUCCGCUAAACCUGGAGAGCGUGGUCCAGGAGGUGAAGGAACGCUAUGAGACUAUAGCAGCUCGGAGUCGUGCGGAGGCGCAGGCACUCUCCAAGAAUAAGUUACAGCAAGGGGUCCUACAAGCUGGACGCUGUGAAACAGAACUGGAGAGCAGUCGCAGUCAAAUUACCCAGCUGAAUAGCAAGAUCCAGCGCCUGAGGUCGGAGGUCUUAAGCAUUCAGAAUCAGUGUAUACAGUUGGAGCAGAAAGUGUCAAUGGCCAAGACAAACAGCAAUACCUCCCUCCAAGAUGCCAAUGCAAAGCUUGCUGAGGUACAAGAAGCUCUGCAAAACGCCAAGCAGAAUUUUGCCCGGCAGCUGAAAGAAUACCAGGACCUGCUGAAUGUCAAACUAACUCUGGAUAUCGAGAUUAUCACCUACAAAAAGCUGCUGGAGGGAGAAGAGAGCAGGAUACAUUCCCCAACUGUUGUAAAUGUUUACAGUGAAACCGAGGUGAGAAGACCCGAUUUCCAAAGAGCUUCCCGAUCUCGAAACAGCAGCAGUUCUUGGAGCAUGCAGAGCAAUGCGUCAGAUAACUGAGUGGUGUCUAUUGUAGUGAUCCUUCCUCUGUCUCUCUCAGCUGUCGUUCUUCCUGCCAUUUCAGGCCCAGACCUCCAAUGGAAGUAUAUUAACAAGUCCUAUUUAGGGAUUUUCAUUCUAAAGCAUAGGUUAUUAAACCAAAGGCUUUUUAUACCGAUUGCCAAGUCUGAGUACGAUAUAGUUUCCACUUUGCUAGACCACAGUACAAUACUAUUUACCACUUUGUUGAUAGUAACUAUUUUAGAGAUGAAACGUGCCUUUGUAUUAUAGUUUUCCAAAGCAUGUUUGUUUUUUUCCUUUACCCAUAUAAAAUGUCUUUUAUUUG
Molecule: messenger RNA, 1846 nt
Organism: Pseudophryne corroboree (corroboree frog)
Lineage: Eukaryota; Metazoa; Chordata; Amphibia; Anura; Myobatrachidae
Product: keratin, type II cytoskeletal 80-like
Exons: 9
Coding region: 253-1521 (422 amino acids)
Biological process (GO): keratinization; intermediate filament organization
Cellular component (GO): keratin filament
Molecular function (GO): structural constituent of skin epidermis
Source: RefSeq, a predicted model, not a curated record